This is a messenger RNA of Erythranthe guttata (spotted monkey flower), 1815 nucleotides long. Its product is annotated as endoglucanase 8. Lineage: Eukaryota; Viridiplantae; Streptophyta; Magnoliopsida; Lamiales; Phrymaceae. Gene Ontology annotation, molecular function: hydrolase activity, hydrolyzing O-glycosyl compounds. Gene Ontology annotation, biological process: carbohydrate metabolic process. The record is from RefSeq and is a predicted model, not a curated record.
AUCCCCACCACUUUAUAUAUUCUUUGCUUCAGCCUCGAGAAACUGAAACCCAAAAAAAUGGCGCGAAAUUCUUGCCACCUCCCGGCAUGUUUCCCCGCCGCCGCCCUUUUCCUCCUCCUCCUCCUCCUCGCCGGAGACCACCUCCGCCUCUCCGCCGCCGGCCACGACUACCACGACGCCCUCCGCAAGAGCAUCCUAUUCUUCGAAGGCCAGCGCUCCGGCAGACUCCCGACCGACCAGCGCGUGCGGUGGCGCAAAAACUCCGCCCUGCACGACGGCGCCUCCGCCGGGGUUGACCUGACGGGAGGAUACUACGACGCCGGCGACAACAUCAAGUUCGGUUUCCCGAUGGCGUUCACCACCACCUUGCUGUCGUGGAGCGUGAUCGACUUCGGCAGGAACAUGGGCGGCGGCGAGCUGGGAAAUGCCGUAAGGGCGGUGAAAUGGGGGACCGACUACCUGCUCAAAGCCACCGCGCACGACGGCGUAGUAUACGUGCAGGUCGGCGAUCCAUUGUCCGACCACAACUGCUGGGAAAGACCCGAAGAUAUGGACACUCUGAGAACGGCAUACAGAAUCGACGCCAACCACCCUGGCUCCGACGUCGCCGGAGAAACCGCCGCCGCUCUCGCCGCCGCCUCCAUUGUUUUCCGGUCACGCAACCCGGCCUACUCUAGGCUGCUUCUCGACCGUGCAAUCAAGGUGUUCGAGUUCGCCGACAGGCACCGAGGCGCCUACAGUUCGAGCCUAAACUACGCCGUUUGCCCUUUUUACUGUGAUGUCAAUGGUUACCAGGAUGAAUUGUUGUGGGGCGCGGCGUGGUUGCACAAGGCAACUCGGAGGAGGGAAUAUAGAGAGUACAUAGUGAGAAACGAGGUCGUUUUAAGAGCCGGUGAUAGUAUCAACGAGUUCGGUUGGGAUAACAAACACGCCGGGAUUAAUGUUCUCCUUUCCAAGGAGGUUCUAAUGGGUAGAGCCAAUGAUUUGAAACAAUUCCAGAUAAAUGCAGAUGCAUUUAUCUGUUCAUUGUUGCCUGGAAUUUCUCACACUCAGGUUCAAUAUUCCCCAGGGGGACUGAUAUUCAAGGCUGGAGGAAGUAACAUGCAGCAUGUAACAUCACUAUCAUUUCUGCUGUUGGCUUAUUCUAAUUAUCUAAGUCACGCCAAUCACGCCGUGACAUGUGGCGAUACCUCUGCCUCCCCUGCUCUCCUCAAACGAUUGGCCAGGCGUCAGGUGGACUACAUUCUUGGAGAUAAUCCAUUGAGAAUUUCCUACAUGGUGGGCUAUGGGCCACACUAUCCACAAAGGAUCCACCACAGAGCCAGCUCAUUACCAUCCGUAGAUGCCCACCCGGCACGUAUUGCAUGCAAGGCGGGGUCUCGUUACUAUAUGAGUCCAAACCCGAACCCGAAUAUAUUAGUUGGAGCAGUUGUGGGCGGCCCGAAUAGCUCCGAUGCUUUCCCGGACUCUAGGCCUUACUUUCAGGAGUCCGAGCCCACGACGUAUAUUAAUGCCCCGUUAGUGGGCCUCCUCGCCUACUUUUCGGCCCAUCCUUGAGAGAUGUUUCGAAAGGUUGAGAAUUAAGUAGAGAGUGGUUGGCAAAGGUCACCCUCUUUUGCUUUAGUAGUAAGUAAUAGUAAGUAAUUGGUAUGAAUGAAUGUUAUUCUAAAUUUCAGUUGUUUUGAGUUCAAUUAAUGACAAGAGUUGUUGUAUCCAACUCAAAGUCAAAUGUACUUGCUAAGCUUUAUGUUUAGUUUCCCCAAGGGAAAUCAAGAGAAGAAUUUUUAUUAUGUUUGUUAGUUUGGCGUUCUAUUA